AUUAGCUCGUGUUCUAUUUAUGUAAUAUUAAUUUGACAUCGGAUCUCACCUUCAUAUGCUGUCAAACGAACAUAGAAUAUUCUGAAAAAAAUAAUUCAUAAUGGGACACAAUCUAAAUUCAGAAUCUGAAAGUACUUUGUCUGAAUCUGAUAACAUGAUAAAAGACACUGACGUUGCUGUUAAAAUAAAACAAGAUGGAAAGCCAUAUAAAUGCACUUAUGGGUGCAAUUUAUCUUUUCGUAAACCAUCGAGAUUAAAAAGACAUAUAAGAGUUCAUACAGGGGAGAGAAAUUACAAAUGCACUUAUCCAGAAUGCAAUAAAGCUUACACUAAUAACUGUCAUUUAAAACGGCAUAUGGAAACCCAUAAUCUAGUAAAGAAGGUGUAUAUCUGCCCAGAAUGUUCAAUAUGUAUUAGUAAUCAACAUAACUUGAAACGUCACUAUAACACUAUGCAUAGGAAUUAUAAUAAAUUAAUUUGCAAAGAAUGUAAUUUGACGUUUGUCAAAAAGUAUCAGUUAGAGAUACAUAUGGCAGAACAUAAUCCAGUUGUGUAUAAGUGUAGUGAAUGUGAUAAAAGUUUUGAGAAUCUUAAAAAAUUUAAAAAACAUAAAUUAUAUCAUGAAAAAGGAGGUAAACAAUAUCCGUGUAGUAUAUCAGGAUGUAAUGAAGUUUUUAAAAAAUGGCUGCUUCUUUGUGCCCACAUGAAAACCCAGCAUGUAUCUGUUUUGUUUUCAGAUUAUAAAUGCACGAAAUGUGGUAAAACGUUUUUAAACAAAUACCAUGUAAGAAUUCAUUCUCAAAUUCACAAGGAAGAUAGACCUGUUAUACCUUGUCCAUACGAAAAAUGCCCUCGUAGUUAUUACUUUAAGAGUAAUUUAACUCAUCAUAUAAGGACUUAUCAUCUUGGAGAGAAAUAUGAAUGUGAUAUAUGCAAAAUCAAGAUUGGAACAAAACAAAGAUUAGCGCAACACAUGCAGGUACUACACUUGUCUGAAAAUAAAAUAAAAGAGAUCAAAAAGAAGUCACAGCGUAAUAAACGAAAAGAUGUUGGUGUAGUAAAAAGAAGCGCAGUAUCCAAAAUAGUUGGAAUUAACUUGCCGCCAAAAGUAGAAAAAAUGGUAUUAAAAAGAGAAGAACACAUACAAUACUUAGAAGAGCUAAAACAAAAUAAAUUGAUUUAGGUUGUUAUUGAUCUUUGUCUGUGAUAUGAAACUUUCAAAUGAAAUAAUUAUUUUACAUUUUAUUAUCUA
Messenger RNA from Frieseomelitta varia, 1252 nucleotides. RefSeq names its product zinc finger protein 501-like. The transcript has 5 exons. Lineage: Eukaryota; Metazoa; Arthropoda; Insecta; Hymenoptera; Apidae. The record is from RefSeq and is a predicted model, not a curated record. Bases 101 to 1183 code for a protein of 360 amino acids.